This is a messenger RNA of Candoia aspera, 4174 nucleotides long. RefSeq names its product ATPase H+ transporting V0 subunit a1 (gene ATP6V0A1). The coding region runs from base 45 to 2579 and encodes 844 amino acids. The record is from RefSeq and is a predicted model, not a curated record. Gene Ontology annotation, biological process: vacuolar acidification; proton transmembrane transport. Lineage: Eukaryota; Metazoa; Chordata; Lepidosauria; Squamata; Candoiidae. Gene Ontology annotation, molecular function: ATPase binding; proton-transporting ATPase activity, rotational mechanism. The transcript has 21 exons. Gene Ontology annotation, cellular component: vacuolar proton-transporting V-type ATPase, V0 domain; plasma membrane; vacuolar proton-transporting V-type ATPase complex.
GCACAUGAAGACUCUGACCCUAGUUUGACUGGCCUUUUUUCACCAUGGGGGAGCUCUUCCGAAGUGAAGAAAUGACCCUUGCACAACUUUUUCUUCAGUCUGAAGCAGCUUACUGCUGUGUCAGUGAAUUGGGAGAACUCGGGAAGGUCCAGUUUCGAGAUCUAAACCCUGAUGUGAAUGUGUUCCAACGUAAAUUUGUUAACGAAGUCCGAAGAUGUGAAGAGAUGGACAGGAAGCUCAGAUUUGUGGAAAAAGAGAUUAGAAAGGCCAACAUUCCCAUCACAGACACUGGAGAGAAUCCAGAAGUGCCAUUUCCCCGAGACAUGAUUGAUUUGGAGGCAAACUUUGAGAAAAUAGAAAAUGAGCUCAAGGAGAUCAACACCAAUCAGGAAGCACUGAAAAGGAAUUUCCUAGAGCUAACAGAGUUGAAAUUCAUACUGCGAAAAACUCAGCAGUUUUUUGAUGAGGCUGAAUUGCAUCAUCAGCAGAUGGCGGAUCCUGACCUGUUGGAGGAGUCCUCAUCACUGUUGGAACCGAGUGAAAUGGGAAGAGGAGCCCCACUGCGCUUGGGAUUUGUGGCUGGAGUGAUCAACCGUGAGCGAAUCCCAACCUUUGAGCGGAUGCUGUGGAGGGUGUGUCGCGGAAAUGUUUUCUUACGACAAGCUGAAAUUGAAAAUCCUCUUGAGGACCCAGUAACGGGUGACUAUGUGCACAAGUCUGUGUUCAUUAUUUUCUUCCAAGGUGACCAGCUGAAAAACAGAGUCAAGAAGAUCUGUGAAGGAUUCCGGGCUUCUCUGUACCCCUGUCCAGAAACUCCACAGGAAAGGAAGGAAAUGGCUGCUGGAGUAAACACAAGGAUUGAUGACCUUCUGAUGGUACUGAACCAAACUGAAGAUCAUCGGCAGAGGGUUCUUCAGGCUGCUGCAAAGAAUGUCCGUGUCUGGUUCAUAAAGGUGCGCAAGAUGAAAGCCAUUUACCAUACUCUGAAUCUCUGCAACAUUGAUGUGACUCAGAAAUGUCUCAUUGCUGAAGUCUGGUGUCCUGUUGCUGACCUUGACUCCAUUCAGUUUGCCCUCAGGCGUGGUACGGAGCAUAGUGGAUCCACUGUUCCCUCUAUCCUGAAUAGGAUGCAAACCAACCAGACUCCACCUACAUACAACAAGACCAACAAACUCACUGCUGGGUUUCAAAACAUUGUAGAUGCUUAUGGCAUUGGAACUUAUCGUGAGAUUAAUCCAGCUCCAUACACAAUCAUAACCUUCCCAUUCUUAUUUGCUGUGAUGUUUGGAGAUUUUGGCCAUGGCAUUCUUAUGACACUUCUUGCUGUCUGGAUGGUGAUCAGAGAGAGCCGCAUUCUAUCACAAAAGAGUGAUAAUGAGAUAUUCAACACUAUUUUCAGUGGCCGCUACAUUAUACUGCUGAUGGGUUCUUUCUCCAUUUACACUGGUCUGAUCUAUAAUGACUGUUUCUCCAAGUCACUCAAUAUGUUUGGCUCAUCCUGGAGUGUCCGGCCAAUGUUCCAGAAAUCCAACUGGACAGAAGACCUUCUCCGGGAGUAUCCUAUGCUUCAGCUCAAUCCUGCCAUUGAUGGCGUCUUUGGUGGAGCAUAUCCCUUUGGCAUUGAUCCGAUCUGGAAUAUUGCCACCAACAAGCUGACGUUCCUUAACUCCUUCAAAAUGAAGAUGUCAGUAAUUCUGGGCGUCACCCACAUGCUGUUUGGUAUCACACUUAGUCUGCUGAACCAUAUCUAUUUUAAGAAACCUCUGAACAUCUUCCUUGGGUUUAUCCCUGAAAUUAUCUUCAUGUCAUCAUUAUUUGGAUAUUUGAUCAUCCUUAUCUUCUAUAAGUGGGCAGCAUACAAUGCUAAGAACUCCAUGCAUGCGCCAAGUCUUCUUAUCCACUUCAUCAACAUGUUCCUCUUCUCCUAUGAUAAAGAUACCAUCAUGCUUUAUAACGGGCAGAAAGGUCUUCAGUGCUUCCUGGUAGUAGUAGCGUUUCUAUGUAUCCCAUGGAUGCUGGUUGCUAAGCCCUUGGUUCUUCGCCAACAAUAUUUGCAAAGAAGACACUUGGGGACACUCAAUUUUGGUGGGAUCCGUGUAGGCAAUGGGCCAACUGAGGAAGAUGCCGAAAUAAUCCAGCAUGACCAGCUCUCCACCCAUUCAGAGGAGGGUGAAGAGCCUGCCGUGGAGGAGGUGUUUGAUUUUGGGGAUACUGUUGUCCAUCAGGCCAUCCAUACCAUUGAAUACUGCUUGGGAUGCAUCUCCAAUACAGCCUCAUACCUGCGUCUCUGGGCGCUCAGCCUAGCUCAUGCACAGCUUUCUGAAGUCCUCUGGACCAUGGUGAUCCACUUGGGGCUCAAUAUCAGGAUCUUUGCUGGUAGUUUGGCCUUGUUCUUUCUAUUUGCUGUCUUUGCUACUCUAACAGUGGCCAUCUUACUGGUCAUGGAGGGUCUUUCAGCUUUCCUGCAUGCCCUCCGUUUGCACUGGGUGGAAUUCCAGAAUAAAUUCUACAUGGGUACCGGGUUCAAGUUUCUCCCUUUCUCAUUUGACAGCAUCCGUGAUGGGAAGUUUGAUGAAUAAUCAUCUUGGAGGCCUAGUGCCUGGAAGUGUGGCAGUAAAUCCAUUCUCCUGCAUGUGUGCACAUAUAUGUCUGUCUGCAUGAGUGAUAAUCUGAAGUUGUGUAGUUUUCCUGUUGUGUCUGCAAUCUGCUAGUGAUAAUAAUUUGGUUUUUCAUUCAAGCUUUUUAUUGAAAGAAGAAGGGCCUGAGGGAACUCACAGAAUCCCAGGGGUGGUGCUAGCAAAUAUUAAAUUGUAAUUUUGGCAGGCCUUGGGAUGGGUCUGUGUCCUUUGGUUGUGUACCAGAAGUGCUGAGAGACAAAUGUUCAUGACCAUGGAGGAGCACGUCCUGGUGGUCUGCAGCUGUCUUGUUCCUAAAAACCAUUGUAGCUAGAGGAAAGAAAUCCAAGUUUCUAGUCUUAUGCGCUGCUUUAGAUGUGGGGAAACACCUGUAUUACAUACACUUGUUCUGGCAGCUUGAUGAUUAAAAGGGGCUCAAUUAAUCAUCCAUCCAACAUGCACACUUUCCUUCCAGACUUUGAAAAGGGCAUGCUUAUAAAGUAGAUUUGCCCAGUACAAAAGUUGCAGUCCAAAAGAAAGUCCAGUUUGCAGUAGCCUGCCUAAAUGCUGGUACUCCUGCUGUGUUUUUUCUCAAUUAAAUCAUGUCCAAGAGGGGGAAAGUGGCACUGGAGAGGCCCUUCACCAUCAUUUGACAGACAUUCCAGGCAGUUUGCCUCUGAGCAGGACUCUCCCAUGUUGUAAAUUGAAUUUUAUCCCCAGAAACCUCUUUCCGGUAACAUUUGAGGUGUGAGCUAGGAAAUUUGGAUGGGAAGCAAAUAGCUUUCUGGAAAAGUGACCCCAAAUAACCUUACAUCUUGGCAUUGUCAGAAAAAUCUUUCCCUGGAUGAGAGCAGGCAGGGGAGGGGCUUUCUUGCUCACCCUGUUAUAUAGCCGCCCUCUGUUUGGCUCCACAUGAUUAAUUAAUAAGGAAACUUUUAGUAACACUGCCUAAAACUCUAAACAGCUUGUUUUGUUCAAACAAAACUGAGGAUCUUUCACCUCCAGGAAGUUCCCACAUAACCCUGCCAUCCAUUACCCACUGUGGGGGAAAACUCUUGCCGUUCAGCUGCUCUUGACACUUCUGCAGCUGAACAGUUCAAGAGGGUGUGGUAGUUUGCUAGCUGCUGCAGCAGCAUAUAUGUUCUUAGGAAAGGCUUCCCUUGAAAAUAGGAACGGCCUGGGGAGUAACAGCUGCCUUCUGCUUGUGCCUGUCCUGGUGCAGGAAUGAAUCUAGUAUUGUACGUCUCUGUAAGAUGUAAAUUUAUGUUGUGAGUGUUGUGUUGUGUAACAUAAAUGUGUAGUUUUCUGAAAGUGUCUCACGUGGAGACCUCAGGGCACUUUCAUUGGCACUUAAGGCAUGAGCCUUGAUUUGAUGUGUUAACCUCAUGGGAAGGUGCAAAAACAGCACUUCUUAUUAGAGACUCUGAAAUUCUGGCUGUUGCUGUUGUGUAAAAUGCAAAAAGCCUGUUUUGGACAACUAUAAUAUGCAGUAAAGUUUUUCCCUAUUUUCCUCAUUAGCUAAUUGCUGUAUCUAUUAAAGCAGUUGGAGUCACCUGCAA